ACUUUCCAUGGGUACUCAUUUUUACAAUUCCCCUAUUUUUGAUCAUCCGAUCUUCCCAUCAAGGCAUGCAUUCAUUUCGAUUCUUCCAUGAUUGAGCCACUGGUUAUGCUAUUUCUCCAUCACUGCCUUCUGAUUUUAUUCAAAUUUUGGAGCCUUCUGGGGAGUAGAAAAAAGAAUGCUUCACAUUAACAAACCCCAAUUUCCCCUAAAAAUCCAAUCUUUCAACAAACCAAGAAAAUGUCCAUUUGCACACCCUUCAACUGCAAUGGUCUCAAUCUCAAUUCAUCAACCAGUUCCAGCUUCAGCUGCUCCUGCAAUUGAAUCUCCCAAAUCGUCAUUCAGAAGCAAAAACCCAAAAGAUAUCAAUAUUUUGGUUGAAGGUUCCACCGGUUACAUUGGAAAUUUUGUGGUGAAAGAGUUAGUGAGAAGAGGGUUUAAUGUCAUAGCUGUUGUUAGAGAGAGAAGUGGCAUAAAGGGAAAAAACAGCAAGGAUGAGACACUGGGGAUGUUGAGUGGUGCAAAUGCCUGCUUCUCUGAUGUGACAAAGUUCGAAUUUUUGGAGGAAAGCAUUGAGAAUCUUGGAAUUUCAAUUGAUGUUGUUGUGUCUUGCUUAGCUAGCAGGAGUGGUGGAGUCAAAGAUUCUUGGUUGAUUGAUUAUGAGGCAACUAAGGAUAGUCUUGUUGUUGGUAGGAAAUUUGGGGCUGCACAUUUUGUGCUGCUGUCUGCAAUCUGCGUGCAGAAGCCCCUCCUCGUAUUCCAGCGUGCUAAGCUGAAAUUCGAGGCGGAGCUGAUAAAUGAGGCGGAGAAAGAUGAGGAUUUCAGUUAUAGCAUAGUUAGGCCUACUGCAUUUUUCAAGAGCUUAGCAGGGCAGGUUGAGCUGGUUAAAGAUGGGAAGCCUUAUGUCAUGUUUGGAGACGGGAGGCUAUGCGCGUGCAAGCCUAUUAGUGAGCCGGAUUUGGCAUCCUUCAUCGCAGACUGUGUGUUGAGUGAGGAGCUGGUGAAUAAGGUUCUACCUAUUGGUGGACCGGGGAAGGCAGUGACCCCGUUGGAGCAAGGGGAGAUGCUGUUUAGGCUUGCGGGUAAAGAGCCAAAGUUCUUGAAAGUGCCUAUACAGAUAAUGGAUUAUGCAAUUGGAGUUCUUGAUUUCCUUGUCAAGAUCUUCCCCUCGUUGGAGGAUGCAGCGGAGUUUGGCAAGAUUGGGAGAUACUAUGCUGCUGAGAGUAUGCUGAUUUGGGAUCCUGAGACGGGCAAGUAUGAUGCUGAUAGCACGCCUAGUUAUGGCAACGACACGUUGGAGGGAUUCUUUAAGAGGGUGCUAGAACAGGGAAUGGCUGGCCAAGAAUUAGGAGAGCAAACAAUCUUCUGAUUGAAAUUCUUUCCAGAUUUUGCUUGCUAUGUACCUACUAUGUGACUAUAUUCUUGCUUGAUAUGAGAAAUUCAUGCCUUCUAUCUGAAAUGUGAUUAGUUGCAACAAAAUGUGAAUAAUACCUAGUUAUUGUGUUUGAA
Molecule: messenger RNA, 1506 nt
Organism: Salvia splendens (bonfire salvia)
Lineage: Eukaryota; Viridiplantae; Streptophyta; Magnoliopsida; Lamiales; Lamiaceae
Product: divinyl chlorophyllide a 8-vinyl-reductase, chloroplastic
Exons: 2
Coding region: 176-1366 (396 amino acids)
Molecular function (GO): oxidoreductase activity
Source: RefSeq, a predicted model, not a curated record